Molecule: messenger RNA, 1026 nt
Organism: Rotaria sordida
Lineage: Eukaryota; Metazoa; Rotifera; Eurotatoria; Philodinida; Philodinidae
Source: the annotation of a GenBank genome assembly
AUGUCACAAUUAGCAAAUAAACUUCUAGAAUUGUCAAUUCUAAUAAGUAAACCUUAUUUAAUAUUAAUAUAUCUAUUUGGUCUAUUUGGUAAUAUAUUUAAUAUAAUUGUAUUUUGUCGAUAUUCAAUGAGAUUAAAUUCAUGUUCAUGGUAUUUCUUAACGACAUCAUUAUUUCAUAUAAUUAUAUUGACAGUUGGUUGUCUUAUUCGAAUUAUAAAUUAUUAUCUUGGAUAUGAUAUAUCAAUAAUUGGAUUAGCUUUUUGUAAAUUUCGUGCUUAUAUGGUAGUUGUUGGUUAUGUUCUUUCACGUUAUUUUUUAUGUUUAAUAUCGAUUGAUCGAUGGAUGAUAACAUCAAAAAAUGUAUCUAUUCGUCGUCAAUGUACUCAAAAACAAGCUCAAUUAGUUAUUAUAAUAAGUAUAAUAUUCUGGUUUUUAAUUGAAAUAUUUAUUCCAAUUGGAUUUAAUAUUCAAGGAAAUAAUUGUGUACCAUCAACAGAUCUAUUUUAUUUAUUUAUGUAUCGAAUUAUUGAUUUAUUAUGUACUUUAUUUCCAUUCUUUAUCUUAAUUAUAUUUAGUUUUUUAACAUUACAUAAUAUAUUAAAAAGAAGAAUUAUUCCAAAUGAUGGUCAUACUCUUGCCACUAUUUCUGCAUCUCGAAAUAAUAAUCAUCAAAAUAAGGCAUCGAUAGUGAAAAGAGUAUUCCAAGAAAAUAAUCGUCAUUAUCGAAAAUAUACAUAUAAAGAUUAUCAUUUAAUUCGAUUAUGUUUUAGUCAAGUGAUUGUUUUUAUUAUAUUAAAUAUUCCAGGUGCAUUAUUUAGUUUAUAUAUGUUUAUAACACGAACAAAUAUAAAAACUAUCGAUCAUUUAACUAUUGAUUCAUUUCUUAAUAUAAUUGCAACCAAUCUUGCUUACACUCAUUGUGCAUUGACAUUUUAUUUAUAUACAUUGACAUCGAAAGAAUUUCGAAAACAAUGUUUCUUAACUAUUCAUUAUAUUCAACGACGAUUUAUUAUUCGAUUUCAAUAA